AUGGCAGACCCAGUGGCUCGAGCUCGCGAGAUCGCAGCACGUCUAGCGGCUGCUGCAAUUCCAGGUGGUGACGCUCUAGGCAAGCGCAAAAGCCGUUGGGAGGGUGACGUAGACAGCGGUGCACGACCGGCGCCUGGACUAGGUGAUAAGAAGCGCAAAAAAGUGUAUGUGCCAGUCGAUCAGUAUCCGGAAAUCAACUUUAUUGGACUGCUGAUUGGCCCUCGUGGGUCCAAUCAGAAGCGCAUGGAAGAUGAGACGGGCGCUCGGAUUUUGAUCCGUGGCCAGGGAUCGUCCAAAGACCCGACGGGGGACCCGGACGAGAACGAGGAACUUCACGUACUGAUUACUGCCGACACUGACGAGGCGCUGGCGAAAGCUCAGAGUGCAGUGGAGGACAUUCUGUUCAAUCCACAGCAAGCAAUGAAGCUGAAACAGGAGCAGCUUCGCAAGGUGGCAGAACUCAACGGCACGUUGAUUGAUAAUUACAGCGGUGCAAGACCUGGAGACGGGGACGGUCACUCGGGUGGCGUACCCGGCAACGACUCUUCUCAGUACGGGCCUGGCAAUGACGGCGACUCGUCGUCGAUUGAUAUGAAGGUGCCACGUGAUCUCGUUGGUUACAUUAUUGGACGUGGUGGGGAGACCAUUCGUGAUCUGCAGAUGAAAAGUGGUGCGCACAUUCAGAUUGUUCGUGAAGAAGAAGGAGCACCGCCCACGCCCGAUCGUUUUGUGAACAUUACGGGUACUCAAGGUGCACUGAACUUGGCGCAACAACUGGUUCAGAACCUGAUUGAUGAGCGGCAUCAGAGCCAAGGUGCCGGUGGGGGUUUUCGCGAGCGUGAUGAUCGGGACCGCAUGGCACGUUAUGGUGGCAUUAACCCUGAUGGCACGGAAUCGGUGGAGAUUCUGAUUCCGAACGAGCGUGUGGGACUCAUUAUUGGGCGUGGUGGCUGCACGAUUAAGGCUAUUCAGCAGCGCACUGGUACAAGCGUCACGAUUCCGCAGACCCCAGACCCGAACCAUCCCGAAAUGCGUCUGAUUACAAUUCGCGGUACGAUGGAGGCGAAAGAGGCCGCGAGGUUUGAGAUUCAAUCCAUGGUCAAUGAGGAGCCAGGACAGCGUCAAAGUUUCGGCAUGGCUUCGGGCCAAACUAUAUACAUGCAGGUGCCUAAUGACCGUGUGGGUGUCAUUAUUGGCAAGCGGGGAGAAAUGAUUAAGGGUAUUCAGGACCGCCAUGCUGUGCGCAUUCAGAUUCCACAGGUGCCGGACCCGGGCUCAAAUCCACCUGUGCGCACUAUUUCCAUUCAAGGUCCACCGCAGAAUCUAGCGGGUGCAAAGGAGGAAGUGGACGCAGUAAUCUUGCAAGGAAUAGGUGGUCACGGGUAUGAUGGCGGUGGUGGUGGGCAGUACGGAAGUGAUAGCAAUUAUGGUGGAUCCAGGGGUUUUGUCGGACAGUCUGGAGGCUACGACCAGCAGCAGCAAUACGCGAGUUACGGAGCGCAGGGUCAGCAGGAUCAGUACGCUUCGUACUAUCAGCAACAAGGUCAGGCGGGUCAGUAUUAUCAGCAGGAUGUACCAGUUGCGGGAUUGACAGCAGAAGCAGCUGCGGUAGGAGAUCAAUCGGCGGCAUCGACAGCUACAGUAGACCCGAAUGACCCGAAUACGUACUGGAACGGUUACUACGAGUACGCAGCGUACUACGGCGUGGACGCCGCGAAUGCCGCUUGGGGUGUGACUGGUGCCGCAGCGCAAGCUAGUGCUGAGGCUUACCAGCAAUACCAGCAGCAGGUUGACGCCAGUGGCAGUGCUGAGGCUCCACCCGCUGCUGCCCCAGGGGCCCCUGGCGAUGCUUCCGUCACGACUUCCUCUACCAUUGAAUCAACUGCGCCUUCGGGUACAGGUAACAGUGGGGCUGAGACAUCGACUGUUUCGACGAGUGCAGGCACACAGAGUUAG
Peronospora matthiolae is the source of this 1956-nucleotide messenger RNA. The record is from the annotation of a GenBank genome assembly. Lineage: Eukaryota; Oomycota; Peronosporomycetes; Peronosporales; Peronosporaceae.